AUGGGUUUGCUGCAACUAGGUACCGCUCUUGAAUGGCCUGAGGCGAAGAAGAAUGCCGAUAAAGUCCGAAAAUGGGGCAUAGAGGUUGAAUACCUUGUCGUAGCGUUUGACGACGACCACCGGAAGGUCCGACUGUCCCUCGCUCAAGCAGAUAUCCUCAAGUCACUUGCUCGGGAUGCGGCUUUGCAUAAAGUUGGUGGAGAUGUGUCAGAAAUCAAAUCAAAGCAUGAGGAAGAGGCAAUACCAACAUUUCACCCUGAGUUCGGAAGGUUCAUGCUAGAAGCCACACCGGGGCGGCCAUGGGGAAUAACCUUGCAAGACCUCUUAAAGGUCGAGUCAAAUAUGCGCUGGAGGAGAGAAAUUGCGAAAGGGCAUAUGGCCGAGAACGAAUAUCCUAUUACUUUCACGACGUUUCCCCGUCUUGGAGGCAAAGAAGACUAUAUCCAGCCCUAUUAUCCUCCUUCUGGUCCUGCGCUGCGGUCUCAAUUCGUUCCCGAUGAGAUCGCCAAUCCUCAUAUUAGGUUUCCCACAUUGGCCGCCAAUAUUAGGUCUCGACGGGGUCGCAAAGUUGAGAUUAAUGUGCCCGUUUUUCAUGAUAAAAACACCCCAUGGCCAUUCCACGACCCCACUGUAAACUAUGAACUGCACAACUGGCCUGAAGAUGACGAUGUGAGAAACGGAGCCGCCAAAGAAGGUCAUGUAUACAUGGAUGCAAUGGCCUUCGGCAUGGGAAGUUGUUGCUUGCAGAUAACGUUUCAGUCCAAAAAUAUCACCGAAGGCAGGAAGCUAUAUGACCAGCUAAGUCCUCUAGGACCAAUCCUAUUGGCCCUUACAGCCGCGACGCCUAUAUACAAGGGAUUUCUAGUGGAUACCGAUGUGCGAUGGAACCAAAUAAGCCGGUCUGUUGAUUGCAGGACACCAGAAGAACUCGGUGAAAAGCCUCUCAAGAAUGACCGUUGGAGAAUUCCGAAAUCGCGCUAUGCAUCAAAUUCCACGUAUAUCUCGCAGGAUCGUCGAUUACGAAAAGAGUAUUUAGAUCCUGAUCUUGUCAUUGAUGAAGACAUCAAGAAGCGAUUGAUUGAUGGGGGUAUGGAUGACCUGUUGGCUACGCAUUUUGCGCAUCUUUUUAUUCGUGACCCUAUCGUUAUUUUCUCCGAAGACUUGAAAGAAUUGGACCUUACCGAGGUGAAUCAUUUCGAGAACCUGCAAUCCACCAAUUGGCAACAUAUGAGAUUCAAACCUCCUCCGCCCGAUAAAGAUAUUGGGUGGCGAGUGGAAUUCCGAUCGAUGGAGAUCCAGAUGACCGAUUUCGAAAACGCUGCUUUCAGUAUCUUUAUCGUGCUCGUUACCCGAGCGAUUCUCAGCUUUGACUUGAAUUUUUAUAUCCCAAUACAGCGGACCACCGAGAACAUGGAAACGGCGCAUGCUCGCAAUGCAGUCAUGGAAAAGAAAUUCUAUUUCAGAAAAGAUCCCUUCCCACUUCGAACACCACGGCAAUUGCACCAGCAGACCAGUGGAACUGAAGCAUCCUCUGCCUCUGCCUCUUCUUCCGCGACACCCAGUGCUCCUCCUUCGCCACCGUUGGGACCCGUCGACUCCGAGUAUGCAUUGAUGAGCAUAUCGGACAUUAUAAACGGAUCCGCAGACGGCACGUUCCCAGGGCUCAUACCAUUAGUGGAAUCGUAUUUGAACAGCGUCAACGUCGAUGUAGAGACGCGGUGUGCGUUGGCACGCUAUCUAGAUUUGAUCAGGAAGCGAGCUGACGGUAGACUCUGGACUGGAGCGAAGUGGAUUCGUGAUUUCGUCGCAAACCACGCAGACUAUCGUGGUGACAGCGUUGUAUCAGAGGGAAUAACGUACGAUCUGAUCAAAGCUGCUCAGGCUAUGGCAGAACAGGAAGGAAAGGCAGGGGGUGUGGGAUGGCAAAUGUUAACAGGAAAUAAAAUAAUAUAG
This is a messenger RNA of Talaromyces atroroseus, 1953 nucleotides long. Its product is annotated as Glutamate--cysteine ligase. Gene Ontology annotation, biological process: glutathione biosynthetic process. Lineage: Eukaryota; Fungi; Ascomycota; Eurotiomycetes; Eurotiales; Trichocomaceae. Gene Ontology annotation, molecular function: glutamate-cysteine ligase activity. The record is from RefSeq and is a predicted model, not a curated record. The coding region runs from base 1 to 1953 and encodes 650 amino acids. The transcript is spliced from 6 exons. Gene Ontology annotation, cellular component: glutamate-cysteine ligase complex.